AUGGUUGGCUUCAGUGAGAAGGAAGAGGCUCUUGUAAAAAGCUCAUGGGAGGAUUUGACAAAAACUUUUCCUGAAUAUAGUUUUUACUUCUUCACUAUGUUAGUAGGGAGUGCACCUGCAGUAAAAGACUUGUUCCCAUUUCUAAAAGGUUCAAACGAAAUUCCCAAAAAUAAUCCUCAGCUAGAAGCUCAGGCCUUGAAGGUUUUUAAGUUGACUUUUGAAUCAGCAAUUCAAUUGCGAGAGAAAGGAGGGGUUGUGAUCGCAGACCCUACCUUAAAGCAAUUAAGCUCAGUACACGUCCAGAAAGGAGUCAUUGAUGCACAUUUUGAGGUGGUGAAAGAAGCACUAUUAAAAACAGUGAAGGAAGCUGUAGGAGCAAAAUGGAGUGAGGAUUUGAAUAAUGCAUGGGCUAAAGCAUAUGAUGGUGUGGCAGCUUUAAUCCAGAAGGGAAUGAAAGAAAUAUAG
Prosopis cineraria is the source of this 465-nucleotide messenger RNA. Its product is annotated as non-symbiotic hemoglobin 2-like. The transcript is spliced from 4 exons. NCBI's taxonomy places the organism in Eukaryota, Viridiplantae, Streptophyta, Magnoliopsida, Fabales, Fabaceae. Gene Ontology annotation, molecular function: heme binding; oxygen binding. The coding region runs from base 1 to 465 and encodes 154 amino acids. The record is from RefSeq and is a predicted model, not a curated record.